This is a messenger RNA of Melanaphis sacchari, 1884 nucleotides long. RefSeq names its product atypical protein kinase C-like. Gene Ontology annotation, biological process: protein phosphorylation. The transcript has 11 exons. The record is from RefSeq and is a predicted model, not a curated record. Gene Ontology annotation, molecular function: protein serine/threonine kinase activity; ATP binding. Bases 146 to 1741 code for a protein of 531 amino acids. NCBI's taxonomy places the organism in Eukaryota, Metazoa, Arthropoda, Insecta, Hemiptera, Aphididae.
UUUACAUAAUAUCUCUAUGUUACUCUUGUAGUCUUGUUUACUUGAGGCUCUACUUUUGAGUACUCGCCAGCGUUUAUUUCAUUUAAAGUUGUCCAAACAGUAUUUUUUAAUUUUAUUUCUCAUUUAAAUUCAAGUUUUUUAAACCAUGACAUCUGAAUCAAACAUAAAGAGACAGCAGUUUGUAAGAAAUUAUAUUGAACGAAGAAAAAAAUUGGCACUUGAUUUAGUAUUUACAUUUAAAUCAAUACUCGAAAAUAUGAAAGUAUUUAGACUAAUGCGGUUUGGAACCAAAAAAAAAAAUGAAGCUCGGUCUGAGAUCACUAGUCUGUGUAAUGAGCAACAUAAAUCUGAUAUCAAAAUAGAUUUACAGCUGAAACAUAUACAUAAUGAACUCAAGCCAAAAGCCAGAAAAAAAAGAAGUCAUGACAAGCGAGCAUUUUGUGCAUGCUGUCUGGGAUUAGGACAACGAAGAUACAAAUGUGGUCAAUGCAAUUUGCUUACUCGCAAGAAAUUUCAUAAACUUGGUAAAAAUACUUGUCCUAAUAAUUCUCUAGUUAGUGAUGAUACCGAUGAAGAUUCUUUGACAUCUCAAAGUACACUAAGCUCUGAUGUUGAUUUGCCAGAAUUAAAUGAUUGUUCUGAUCAGAGUUGUGUUAUUAAUCAACCAACUGAUUCUGUAUCUAUUGAACGUCCACAAGCUAAAAAAGAUGAUAACGAAAUUGAAGUUGUACGUCAAUAUUCUAUUGCCGACUUUGAACUAAUUAGGACUAUUGGACGUGGUAGUUAUGCCAAAGUCCUUAUGGUUGAACUUAAAGAAAACCAACGCAUCUAUGCUAUGAAAGUUAUAAAAAAAGAAAUGCUUACAAACGAUGAAGAUAUUGAUUGGGUACAAACAGAAAAAAAUGUUUUUAAAACUGUCUCUAACUAUCCAUUUUUGGUUACUCUCCAUUCUUGCUUCCAAACAGCCAGCCAAUUAUUUUUUGUAAUGGAAUUUGUUCGUGGAGGUGACUUAAUGUAUCUAAUGCAAAGGCUAAAACGACUGUCUGAAGAACAUGCUAGGUUUUAUGUAGCAGAAAUUAGUUUAGCUUUGAACUUUUUGCAUAAUAAAGGUAUAAUAUAUCGAGAUUUAAAAUUGGAAAAUGUACUGCUUGAUCAUGAAGGCCAUAUAAAAUUGACUGAUUAUGGAAUGUGUAAAUAUGGAAUAAAGCCUGGAGAAACAACUUCUACAUUUUGUGGUACUCCAAAUUACAUGGCUCCAGAAAUUAUUAAUGCAGAAGAUUAUGGAUAUAGUGUGGAUUGGUGGGCUUUAGGAAUUAUUUUAUAUGAAAUGUUGGUUAGCAAAAGUCCAUUUGCUGAAGCAUCAGUAAUUGCUGAGCAACAUUUAUUCGAAGCCAUUUUGAAAAAAUCUCUUCGUGUUCCAAGAUCACUUUCGGUUGAAGCAGCUUUGGUUUUGAACGGAUUUUUAAAUAAAAAUCCUGUUGAUCGUUUGGGUUGCAAAAAAUACACUGGCUUCUAUGAAAUUAAGACCCAUCCAUUCUUCAAAUCUAUUGAUUGGGAAAUGUUAGAACAAAAGCAAGUUAGUCCUUUUUAUAAACCGGAAUUAGAUUCUGAUCGUGAUCUUGCCAAUUUCCCAUCAGAAUUUACAGAUGAACCUACACAUUUAACACCUGGUGAAUUACAAAUCAUUGAUCAGUUCAAAUUCGAGGGUUUUGAAUAUGUGAACCCGUUUUUUAUUUCAUAAAUGGGUAAUACAAGGAUUUCCGUAACAUGGAGCAUUUCCAUGUUUGACUAUCAUUACUAGCCAUUGUUUUAGGGGAUGGCCUGCUCAACUUCCUCCCCUACCAUAACAAAAUGUUAUUUUAAAGUAAUACGAUACUGCCGACG